GAUGGCAGCUGCUUCAGCCUACACGGGGACUGUGUGUACAAAAUGUCAGAGGUUGUGGAGAAAGACGGAUCGAUGGCUCCAUUUGUUGUAUCAGUGCAGCAGUUGACCAAGAUGGAUGAUGCAAUGGUCACCAGGAGGGUUGACAUACAGGCCUACAAAUACAAGAUAUCUAUGUCUCCCAGAGUUAUAUGGGAAAUAAUGGUGGAUGACGUUACAGCAAAUCUCCCACUGUCACUCGGAGAUGGAAAGGUCAGGGCCUACCAGAACGGCAUUAACAUCGUCGUGGUAACAGACUUUGGCUUGAUGGUGACCUACGACACCGUUGCUGGCGCCAUCAUACAGCUUCCAUCCAUUUACAAAGGUGUUACCGGUGGUCUCUGUGGCAACUAUAAUGACAAGAAGGAGGAUGACUUCCUGCUGCCCAGUGGGUUGCAGGAGCCGUCUGUGGAGAAGUUUGCAGCGGGGUGGUUGGUGGUUCAGGAAGGGGUCAAAUGUCAGACAGGAUGUGACGGUGGCUUGAAGUGUCCUCCCACCAGUGGACCCCCACCGGCUUGUAGCAUCAUGAAGUCAACCAAGGGUCCAUUUGCCCAAUGCCAUGCUGUUGUGCCACCACAAGAGCACUUUGAGGAGUGCAUGAAGGAGGGAGAGGGUGGGGAUGCCCUGUGCCGCCACUUACAGACAUAUGUGACUUUCUGUCAGGUAUCCGGUGGCCUUGUCAGCAGCUGGAGAUCUGACCAGUUUUGUCCUCUGACGUGUCCAGCUAACAGUCACUAUGAGUUGUGUGCCGACACCUGUUCUUCUACCUGUUACUCUCUCAGCGAGUCUCCAAAAUGCCCACUAUGCCAGGAGGGCUGCCAGUGUAACGACGGCUUUGUGUUUGAUGGUGGCAAGUGUGUCCUACUGGAGAACUGUGGCUGUGUGGUUGAUGGACACUAUUACAAGUCUGGCCAGUCUGUGAUCCUGAGCAACUGUUCUUGA
Molecule: messenger RNA, 978 nt
Organism: Oncorhynchus masou masou (cherry salmon)
Lineage: Eukaryota; Metazoa; Chordata; Actinopteri; Salmoniformes; Salmonidae
Product: IgGFc-binding protein-like
Exons: 4
Coding region: 43-978 (311 amino acids)
Source: RefSeq, a predicted model, not a curated record